This is a messenger RNA of Anarrhichthys ocellatus (wolf-eel), 4921 nucleotides long. RefSeq names its product bridge-like lipid transfer protein family member 3B (gene bltp3b). Bases 534 to 4856 code for a protein of 1440 amino acids. The record is from RefSeq and is a predicted model, not a curated record. The transcript is spliced from 23 exons. Lineage: Eukaryota; Metazoa; Chordata; Actinopteri; Perciformes; Anarhichadidae.
AAUUACUGAGCAAACAGCAGAGUUAACAUCUGCAGUAAUUGAAACUAUAACAGUAUAUAAGUAUUCAAAUGAUACCAGUAUAUCCAUAAAUAUAAGUACUUACAGUUACCCCAUCCUCAUCUUCAAGUUCAGGGGUUUCCCAGCGGAUCCUGAACGCAUCACGACGCCCCGCCCUGACGCCGUGACAACAGACGCUGAUCGUGCCUCGCGCUGUCCAGGUGUUCGCUGUAUGAUAUUGCAGAGAUCAUCUGGGACAGUUUUUUGGAGCUUUAUCAGUGUCUCUGCACGACAUGGCCUAACGUGGUAUGCAUUGUCCACAAAACCCGGCUGUCACUCGGACCUCUGAAAUGCUGUUUUUCCGCAUCAACUGUCAGAGAAUGAAGCGGGAACACCGUUAAAAUGAAGACUGACACGGGUAUGAGAAUUUGAGCUGUGUGUUUAUACCUCGAGUGGGAAAAAGCUAGCGGGCAGGCUAGCCAGCUAGCUCAGAAACACCUCGGCCGACCGGCUCGGAUAAUCGGAUUCGUGCGACCAUGGCUGGACUCAUCAAGAAGCAGAUCCUGAAGCAUCUCUCCAGGUUUGCUAAGAACUUGUCGCCGGACAAAAUCAACCUGAGCACGCUGAAGGGCGAGGGCCAGCUCACCAACCUGGAGCUGGACGAGGAGGUCCUCCAGAGUCUGCUGGACCUGCCCACCUGGCUGGCCAUCAACCGAGUGGAAUGCAACAAGGCCGCCAUCAGGAUACCAUGGACAAAGUUGAAGACUCACCCCAUCACUUUGACUCUGGAUAAAGUGGUGAUGGAGAUGAGCACCUGUGAUGAGCCCCGUCCCCCUAAUGGCCCGUCUCCCAUAGCCACAGCAUCAGGACAAAGUGAAUAUGGCUUUGCUGAGAAGGUGGUGGAGGGGAUGUCACUGUCCAUCAAUUCCAUCAUCAUCAGGAUCAGUGCCAAGGCCUUUAACGCCUCCUUUGAGCUCUCCCAGCUGCAGGUCUACAGCGUCAACACCAGCUGGAGCAUCAGUGACCUGCGGUUCACCCGCAUCCAGGACCCUCAGAGGGGAGAGAUCCUGACGUUCAAGGAGAUCAGCUGGCAGAUGAUCCGCAUCGAGGCUGACGCUAUCCAGAGCGCCGAGCAUGAGAUGCUGAGCGCCCCCAUUCGCCUCAUCACCAACCAGUCCAAGAUCCGAGUCACUCUGAAGAGACGGAUUAAGGACUGUAACGUGGUGGCCUCCAAGCUGAUCCUGAUCCUGGACGACCUGCUCUGGGUGCUGACCGACUCCCAGCUCAAAGCCAUGGUGCAGUAUGCCAAGUCGCUCAGCGAGGCCAUGGAGAAGUCUGCGCAGCAGAGGAAGAGCAUGGCCACAGAAGAACAGGUGUCGUCGCCGCCGCCCUCGGCCCAGCAGGUGCGUACGCAGCAGGCGUCCACGGCGGCCGAGCAGACCGCCACCAUGGCCAACCUGUUCAGCACCUACGACGUGUGCGAGACAUCCCACCACCUCCAGAUCACACACCUCGACCUGCACAUCUGCGACGACAUCCACGUUAAGGACAAAGUGAGCAAUAAGAGGAUAACAGGUGGAGCCAUGCAGCUCUCCUUCAGCUCCAUCACUCUGGACUACUACCCUUUCCACAGAGCAGGUGACAGUUGUGACCACUGGAUGCACUACAGCGAGGCCACCAAGACCAGAGAGGGCUGGGUGCGGAACCUGCUCAAUGAGUUCAACUCCAACGUGGAGAUGUUAACGAGCGCAGUUCGAGACCACAAAGGGCCGGCCCCCGCGCACACUUCCCCACAGCACGUGUCCCUUAGGGACGAUGUGUAUGGGCCUCUAGGAAGUCAGGAGAGAGCAGGAGGAAUAGGGCUUAGGGAGGCAGAGGGAGGACUCCUAGAGUGGAGCGCAAACCCACAGCCUCCGGCCCAGUGCUGCUGGUGCCUUGAGCCAGGUAAGAUAAACACCUCCUCCAGCGCCUCCUUCAGUCCUCCUCUCCCUCAAAGCCCCAAGACCCAGCUCAUGUCCAGCUCUGUUGUUCUCAGGAUAGCUGACUUCAGCAUCUAUCAGGUGUCGACAGCGGACCAGCGGCGCUCCAGCCCCAAAACCAUGAUCUCCUGCAAUAAGAAGACCUUGUACCUUCCCCCAGAGAUGCCAGCCAUUCAUGUCGAGUUCACGGAGUACUACUUCCCCGAUGGAAAAGACUACCCAAUCCCGUGUCCUAACCUGUACGUCCAGCUGAACGCCCUGCAGCUGGUUCUGGAUCCACGCAGCCUGGUGUGGAUCAACCUGUUCGCCCUGGACCUCAGGCAGAGCCUGGAGCAGUUCAUGGAGAUCUACAAGCUCAGCGACUCGCAGAAACCCGAAGAGCACGUCGACGUCAAGGUUGACGGCCUCAUGCUCAAGCUGGUGAUUCCCAUCGAUCGGGAUGCCUCCUGUCCCGCCGAUCUGCCUCGCUCCAUCUCGGUGCAGACCUCAGAAAUGGUGGCCACGAACACCCGGCACCCGGCUAACUGCACCCGCUCCCACCUCGAGGCCCUGCUGCAGGCCUUCGAGGAGCAGCCCUUCUUCUCUCCCUGUUUCUCCUCGUUCCCUCGCUCCUCCUCCUCGGUACCCCUCCUCCACCCCGUCUUCCAGCGCCACGCUCACGAGCAAGACACCAAGCUCCACGACAUCUACCGGGGCCUGGUGGUGCCCACGUUGGGGACGGACGCCCUCAAGAUGCCGGCCGCCGCUGACUUUUGGGCGCUGCACUUUGCCCAGUUCUGGGUGGACUACGAAGGCACCCGCGGAGGCAAAGGGCGGCCGCAGCCCUUUGUGGACUCCUUCCCUCUGACCGUGUGGGCGGGUCAGCCUGCGAAGAUCGUCCAGCACCAGGAGAAGCUCAGGUGUGGUUUGUCCAGCAGCACAUCCGGAGAGGCUGUCGCACGGCUGCAGAGGAAACGUUUGUUAAAAGACUAUUACAGCACCGAUGCACACGAUGCAACACCGCCUCCCAGUAACGGACUCCAUAAACCCCUCUCAUUGGACAGUCUGCCCUCCUCCUCCUCCUCUUUGUCAUCAUCCAGUAAAGAUGCAAAUGUGCAUGUGUUGGUGCACGUGCAGAAGCAUUUAAGUGCUCAGGUGAGCCACCGGCAGUAUGUGUUUCUGAUGCAGCUCCAACGCAGCAUCAAAGCCCUGCAGCAGACACUACAGCAGGAUCUGGAGAAGAUGGGCUCCAAGAAAGACCGCAAGGAUCCCUCUCAGCAUCCUGCAGACCACCAGCCCUUCACCGUCUGCCUGGGCCUCCUGCUGAAAAGCGCGGAGGUGUCGAUGCUCCUGAAACCCGUCCCCCGCCCCGAGGGUUCCGGAUCUCCCCUGGGGUCCGAGCUGUCCCCCUCAGAGAGCCGAGGAACUCUGGAUGCAGGAGAGGGAUCCGGGUCUGAGGGAGGAGCCGCCAAAGGGGUGUGCACUGUAGACCAGCUGCUAUGUGGUGAGGGAUCAGAGUGCGGAGCCACACACGGUCCUGCCCCUCUUGUCCCCAACUACACUUCAACUACACGUCCUGACUCCAAUCACAAAGCGUCAGUGGACGAGAGGACUUUCGCUAAGAACUCUGGGAGGCGGAGUUCAGAUGAAGGGGGCGAGAUGGUAGUGGAUGGAGGUGAAGACGUGGGAGGCGGACUAGACUCUAAAACCCAGACGAGUGACCCGCUGUCUGACUGUAGUGACAAAGACAAGUCUGCAGCCGCCAAGAUGCCUCAGUCAGCAUCCAGUGGUCGUUUGAUGCGGGACCGCUCCCAGUCCAGCUUCUCUGUGUCCUACAAGAACAUGAAGAAGAGCCCGUCCCUACAGUCGCUGGACAACAUCUCCAUAGACAGCUACGUGAUGGAGGACGGAGACACGUACAGUCUGCUGGAGAGAGAUGACGUGUCCAUGUCGGGCUUCAAGGAUGCCGUCAGCGAACAGAGUGCUACCGAGAGCGCCACCGAGGCUGUGAUUGGCCAGGAGCAGGAGGGAGGCGUGUCCCCCGACACCGUCAGCGCUACCUCCCAGAGCAUCGACGAUCCCACCAAAGACAUAGUGUCGGUGCUGGUGUUGAAGGUGCAGUCGGUGUGUGUGGCCAUGGAGGCGUUUGGCGAGAGCACGGCCGUGGCUCUGGAGGUGGGCCGGGUCACACCCAGCCAGCUGGGCAACGUCAGCCUGAGACAGUACCUCAGCAACCGCAGCCUGGCCGGUGGCGACGUCGGCUCCGCAUCGGCCGGCGGCCUCCACAGCCCAGAGGUGCGGGCUCGCCUCGAGAGCGGCCCGUGCGCCGCCGCUCACUCGCCGCUGGCCGAGCGCAACGGCUUCCUGCAGCUGCGUCUCUGCGGCUACCGAGCCAGCUUCUUGAUGUCCACGCUGCGUAACCUGGCUCACUUCCUGGAGGACGACUCCGCGCCGCUGGUGCUGCCCAUGGAGAUCAGCGUCAGGGACACGCACGUCAACCUAAAGGACGACGGCCCCCGCGACAACACCACCGACUCGGAGCCCUCGCCCAUCACCCUGCAUGUGGACAGCCUCGUCAUACACAGGAGAGACGACGGCUCCUUCUCGAUAGGAGUGGACACGGCGGCAGAGACCAAAUCCAGGGAAGAGGGUGCGUCGACCGACAGCGCUCUGACUCCGGUCCUGGAGGUUGUGGGCGGCGUCUUCGGCAUACCAAAGGCUACACAGACCCAAGCCCCGCCCACCAGCCCUCCUCCGUCCACCAGAGAAACGAUGCUGGUGGAGGAAAACGAAUGUUUAAAAGUGGAGCUGUCCCGAACCAAGAUGGCGCUGGCCGAGGCUCAGAUGGAGAAGGACUCGUUGCUGCACCGCAUGAAGACCCUCAAAGUCAACACCAGCUAGUCGGUCAUUCAGCCCUCACUGUCACGAUGUCUGACACUGAUGGGCAGCAAAAAAAAAAAAAAAAA